Aspergillus versicolor CBS 583.65 is the source of this 1779-nucleotide messenger RNA. RefSeq names its product SET domain-containing protein. NCBI's taxonomy places the organism in Eukaryota, Fungi, Ascomycota, Eurotiomycetes, Eurotiales, Aspergillaceae. The transcript has 7 exons. The record is from RefSeq and is a predicted model, not a curated record. The coding region runs from base 1 to 1779 and encodes 592 amino acids. Gene Ontology annotation, molecular function: protein binding.
AUGGAUUCCACGUCUGCAUCGCCGCUGGUGCUGCAGUUGUGCGACCUGCUUAACAACUCGGUCUUCCCAGCACAACUCGCCUCCGCCAUCAAGGCCAACCCACGCGAGUCUCUGUUUCUAAAAAUCGAUGCAUCGCUCAUCACUGGUGCCCAGUUGGAAUCUGACAAGUGCUCAUUACAUCUUGGCUGCAUCGACCUCUCUAGUGGGACGGCUGUGCCGUUACCUCCGCCCACGCCGGCGUCUACUCCUAGUCCAAGGGGUAACGGAGAUAGUCUAACUCCUACUUCAGAUACCUCUAAUUGUCAAUCCUCGAAGCGACGCAAGACAGUGAGCGGGCUCCGACUUGCGCCUGCGCCAGCAACCAAACAAAUACAGCCAACUACUGCAGAUAAUAACACGAUAGAAAGCACAGAUGAGACUCCAAAGUCAGUGCGCCAAUUUCACAGUGACACUCGCUUUCCGCAGCGCUCCAAACCCGGACAGGGCAUUUCACCACCGGUUCUCGAGCCGUCGUCCACGGAUAAACUAAUCGCUGGGAUAUGGCGACAGGUAUAUUCGUCUGUCCAGCUCAGCUGUGAUUUCUCUAAUAUAAAGCCCACUAUUAAUAUCCGCUCCGGGGCAAGUCUAGAGGUCUUCAAAUCCGUCAACGACCUAUGUUUAAAAUACUACAAUAGAAGCCAGUCCUCGCGCGCACUGGAAAUGAUCGUCCAGGCAUUCUGGGUCGAAUGCUUCGAAGCCCGCACCGCCGUUCUCCGCUACGAGAAACCCAUCCUAUCCAGGGCGGAGGCGCGCAUGAUCGCCAUCCGAGAGGCCUGCGUUAUAUUAAACUGGAAGGAGAAGGAUCUGCGGAAUCGGAUGGCCAUCUGGCGCGGGUACAAAGAAAUAAAAGACCACGGCGGCUGGGCAAGUCUCAUCUUCGCCAGCGCCGGCGUGUACAGAUUCUGCAAGUACCGCGCAGAGUUCGGAGAGCUUUUAUUCUCCCGGCUGGACCAUAUCAGAACCAGUCUUGAAGUUGCUGCCGAUACCCUGCACCCGGAGUGGAGGGAUCUUUUGCAGGUUAUACAACAGGACACCCCGCGCGUCUACCACGGCCAUCCACAUGAAUGGGUUACUACUACAAGUACAGACGGCAGAGCAUUUCCACUAGACUCUACAUACGAGCAUCUCCAAUCCCAGCUCCCGAAUGGAUUCCAAUACCGGUUUAUCGACGAAUGCGUGCUCGACUCAAGUAUAUACGGGACGAGGGAUCCGCGUCGGAUUCCUGGGCUAGACAAUCCGGAUAUUUGCGCCUUAUGCAACGAGAGACAGUCUGAUGAAGUCCAGAAGAACCAAUGUAUGUGUUUCCCCGCUCUAUUUGGGGGCGUUCGGGGCCCUAUACCGGUUCAAAUCUUCCGCACGAACGGGAAGAAUAAUGGUGUUGUUGCGCGUUGUCCCUUCGAUCGCGGUACCGCAAUAGCCGAAUUCACCGGCCUCAUCACGUCCGGCAUCGAAGGCGUGGAUGUAAUGAUCGGUGGCUCAGACGGACGAACAUUCCAAAUCUUCCAGGGUGAAAUGGGCAACUUCACGCGCUUCAUCAACCACUCGUGUCGACCGAAUAGCCAGUUCCAGCGGUUCUACUGGCGCGGUGUAGAGCGGAUUAUUGUUGUUUCGAGGGGUGUGAGUGCGGGCAGUGAGAUUACGGUGGAUUAUUCAGAUCGAUAUUGGAGGGAGUUGCGGAAGAGGUGUUUGUGUGGGGAGGCGUGUUGUCGGUUUGGUCCUGGGGGUAAGAAUUCGGGUUGA